Molecule: messenger RNA, 5783 nt
Organism: Branchiostoma belcheri (Belcher's lancelet)
Lineage: Eukaryota; Metazoa; Chordata; Leptocardii; Amphioxiformes; Branchiostomatidae
Product: low-density lipoprotein receptor-related protein 4-like
Exons: 27
Coding region: 259-5280 (1673 amino acids)
Source: RefSeq, a predicted model, not a curated record
GGCCUUUUGCCUCAGGCAAUGAUUUUUCAACGCAUGAGCUAUUUUAGGGAAAAGCAACAAUUAUAGAACCAGUCAGAUUUUUCGCUUUCGCGUGUGUGCAUGUAGUUGUUUUUGUUGUAUGUGUCAAACCACUUCUGUUGUGAUUCUUAAUUUGAGUAAGAGGCUUUUUGUCGGCUCUUCAAAAAGUUGUGUUUCUGGUUGGACCAGACCAGACCACCCCGUGUCGCAGUUGGGUGUCAAGCGCGCAGGUUGAUACACAUGAUAGGCAGCAAGAUGGCGGCAGGGAGGGGGUUAGGAGCGAGACCCGGACGUUUCUUCGCUAUCACCGCUCUCCUACUGACGGUUGGAUGCUCCAUCGUUGCCGCAGGAAGUUCUGAUGCACCAUAUCUGCUGGUGGCCAAUGCCUCUACUGUGAGCAAAGUCAGCCUGGAAAAUGGAUACGUGCUAGACGUGCUACUCUCCGGGGAUGAUAUCCAGCGUGCAGUGGCAGUUGGUGUAGACAUAGAAGACAACUGGCUGUUCUGGACGGAUGUGAACUAUGAUAGACGGGGCCUGUACCGGGCUCGACUAGAUGGUACAGGAGUGGAGCUUCUCGCAUCAGAAGAUAUCUAUGAGCCCAAUGGUGUGGGAGUUGACUGGAAGGCCAACAACAUCUACUUGACUGAUGCCCAACAGGGGACAAUUGAGGUGAUCAAGUAUGAUGGCAGCAGCAAGAAGACAGUCAUCACUGGUUUGGACAUCCCAAGAGGCAUUGCUGUGGAUCCAGCCAAUGGGUACUUGUACUGGGGAGACCAGGGGAAGAAGACCAUCGAGCGUUCACGUAUGGAUGGGUCAGACAGGGAGGUUCUAGUGAGUGAUGGACUCUUCUGGCCAAACGAGAUGGUCGUUGAUUACAGGAACAAGAAGCUGUACUGGGUAGAUGGCUACACCCGACUGCUGGAGUCGUACGACCUGCAGUACAAAACUCACCGCCAGGUGGCCAACAUCACCAACGUGGUGGGGAACAGUGUGUCCUUCGGCCUGGCUCUUCACUAUGACAAGUUGUACUUCACAGUGUGGGAUGAAGGGGCUGUGUACUCCAUCCCGACCAGUGGCAGUGGAGAGCCCACCCUGCUGCUACAGGGGCUGGGUGACCGACCUUUUGGUCUGCAGGCAGUGGACAGUAAUACACAGAACACACUCGAAGUGGGUGCUUGUGGAGACAACAAUGGGCAGUGCAGUCACUUGUGCCUCCCCACGGGUCGCUACAGCUACAAGUGUGCCUGUCCCAGCUACGGUGGGAUGACCCUGGGAUCUGAUAGGAGAACUUGUGAAGAACCCUCCAAAUUCCUGCUGUAUGCUGCUGGUGACACUGGACAUGUCAUGAUGCUGUCCAUGGAUGCCGAUGCUGGGCAGCGACCGGUCAUCGUAGCACGGGGGGUGCGACCAGUGGCCGUAGAGUACGACCCAGUGGAGAAGAGGGUGUACUACAGUGAUAAUGGGAUGUUCCGAAUCUGCAGAGUGUUCCUCAACGGCACAGGCUUUGAGGUGUUCCUGGAUGCUGGCAUUGGUGUUGUCGAUGGCAUGACUCUGGACUGGCGUACCAGGAAGCUUUACUUCACUAACAUGGGAACACACUACUGGGGCGGAGGGUCUCCAUGGCAACGGGUGGAGAUGGUCAGUCUGGACGGCAAGCAGAGGAGGAGGAUCGUGGAGAAGUCUUUGGACAAGCCUCGAGCCCUGGUGGUGGACACUGAGAGGGGAUUCUUGUAUUACUCUGACUGGGGAGAAGCUGCCAAGGUGGUGAAAGUUGAGCUGGACGGUUCCAACCCUGUAGUGAUGAACCACAACGGGAUGCACAACCCCAACGGCCUGGCCCUGAGCGACGGGCAGCUCUACAUCCUGGACUCGCACGCCCGUCUGGACGUGGUGACGGAGAACGGCACCCAGCUGGCCCCGGGAAGCCUGGACAAGAUUGACCUGGACGACCAGGACAUCAGGAACACUAAUGAUGGUCUGGGCUUGCAGACCCCAUUUGGCAUCUCUGUGAAGGGGAACCAGAUUUUCAUCAGUGAUUGGGGCACCAGUGCUAUCCACCUCAUCAACGCAGCCACCAAUCAGAAGUCAACGCUUGUCACCGACAUCGGCUCACCAAUGGGGGUGAAGUACGCGGAACGUGAUGCUGCACCGGUACAGAACCCCUGCCGGGGUCACGACUGUAGCGACAUCUGCGUACCAACUCCAGACCAGGCAUUCCGCUGCCUGUGUCCUGACAUAGGAGGCAAGGUGCUGGAUGACGAUGGAAAGACCUGCAGGAGACCAAGCAAGUUCCUGCUGUUUGCUGACUAUGCUGAGAUCCGUAUGCUAGGCAUGGACACCCAGGACAGCUAUGCCUACCCUGUGGUGCAGAGGCACGAGUACUUCACCAACCUGGUGGCCGUGACCUAUGAUGCAAGGGAAGAAUACGUCUACUUCAGCAAUGUGGACAGUGGUAUGAUCAUGAAGGUUCACCUGAAUGGCACGGGUGCCGCUGUGGUGUACUCCAUGGCUGAUGUGGUGGAUGGCCUGGCCAUCGAUCCCGUGGCACGAAACCUGUACUGGACAGACUACACCAGCGGGACUGUGGAGAUGAUGCCUCUGGAUGGGAACGUGUCCUCCCACGUGGAGCUCAUCAGUGGUCUGGACAAACCCAGGGCCAUCGGCUUGGAUCCAAACCAACGCUACCUGUUCUGGAGUGACUGGGGUGAGAAUGCGACCAUCUGGCGUGCAGACAUGGACGGUUCCAACAAGAAUGCUCUCAUCGAUGAAGAACUGCAGUGGCCCAACGGAAUCGCUCUGGACUCUGUCAGGGAGAGAGUCUUCUUUGCUGAUGGGCACUCUGCUCAGGAGAAGAUAGAAUACACAGAUUACAGAGGUGUGAACAGAACAGAGCUGGUCCACCUGACGGACACCCACGUGGACCAGGUGUUUGGGCUGACCAUGCAUGACAACACCCUCUUCUACUCUGACUGGGUCAGCAAAGGGAUCCACCUGACUAACCUGGACAGUGGCAUCACCCAGACACUGGUGGAGGGGCUGACCCGACCCACCCAGCUGUACCUGCACCACCCUCAACCGUAUCCUGAGAAUGAAUGUACUGCGUAUGGGUGCAGUGACAUGGCCAUCCCUGUGCCUGGUGGCUGCCAUUGUAAGUGCAGAGUGGGGAGGAAGUUACGGGCAGAUGACAAGACAUGUGAAACAGCCCCUGAACCCUGGGUGCGUGUGGAGUCGUGGAGGUGUGCCCAGACCUGCCAUGAACAGGCUUACUGUGCUGUGGACGUCAGCAACCCCACCGUCUACAGAUGUGUCUGCAAGGCUGGUUACCAAGGAAACGGUUUCCAAGGCAGCGGUUGCACAGCAUGUGAUUUUGGGUACUACAAGUCCGUGCUACGACCAGGACAGUGUACGCGGUGCCCCGACGGUGUGUCGUCCACUGCUGCCAGGACCAGCUGUGUUUGCCGCGGUGGUCUGCAGUGGUACAUGGGUGAAUGUACCUCUAAUGUACCUGAGGUGACGGCCAGGCCUACUACACCACUACGCUUCCCAGGCACCAUGCCACGCUUUGAAAGUUGCCCCGACACUCACAGCUGGCAGCUACCCGAGGAUGCCAACUACGUGACCUGGGACAUCCGUCUGCGAGCUCUGGACGGCUACGAUCGUCCCCUUGAGAUCAGCCCUAGAGUGCCCAGUAGGAUCUACUAUGGAACAGGCAGCAUGAUUCACCAGUUCACAGCCACUGAUCAGUGGGACAACAUGGUCAAAUGUAGGAUUGAGGUCACCAUAGAAGAUAUAACUCCUCCCCAACUGGUCUGCCCCGAUGACAUUAUUGUUGAGACAUCAGGAGAGUCGGCUAUUGUCAGAUGGGAUGCUCCUGUAACUAGUGACAACAGUGGCAAGACACCCAUGCUGACCAGCUCCCGCACACCAGGCUCACGGUUUUUCAAAGAAAACUCUCCUCAUACCGUCACGUAUUCAGCAAGGGACGAGGCAGGGAACCCAUCCACGUGUUCAUUUGUUGUUGCUGUUCAAGGUCCUAAGUGCCCAGCCUUGGAAGUGCCCAGAAAUGGCCGCCUGGACUGUAAGGAGGGCGAUCGGGAGCGUGGACCGUGCACCGUUGUGUGUAACCGUGGUUACCAGCUGCUGUCAGGGCCUGCCACAAGUUACUGCCUGGGCAGUGUGUGGAGCAGCAUCAUCACAACAUACUCCUGUGUCCGUGCCUCAGCCCCCAGAAGGCAGAGAAGGAGCGUCAACAUGAGGUUCUCUGGAUACUGCAGCAGUGAACAGUCCUUCCAGGAUGACUUCCGCAACGGCUUGUACCGCAGCUUCCAGAACAACGGUCUGUGUACGUCCGGCCAAACAGAUGCAGUAGGACUCUGCAACAGGGACAACUACAAUGUUCAGUGUGGUCUGGAGAAACGGUCUGUGUUUGGGAGGCACAAGAGAUCGGGUGAUGGCGUGUCUGUUGAAAUCCCGCUGGAGAUCCAGCCGGAUCAGUCUGGGGAUGCUGUGGCCAACGUGGACGAGGGAGAUGAGGUGCUGGAUAAAGCAGUGGAACAGGUUGAACGGCUCACGGACUCGGGUGUGACGGUACAGGCGCGCGGAGAGACGUACGUCAGCACAAGUGAUUCAUUUACUGCCUCAGCAAUUACAUACGAGUGUGACCAAGGCAUGGUUGAGGUCAACAAAGUUUGUGUUACCUGUCCUGCCGGAACUUUCCACGAUGGAGACAAGUGUACGUACUGUGUUCAGAGCUUCUACCAGCCUGAGGAAGGACAGCUCAGCUGCAAGGCAUGUCCGGAAGGAACCAUGACAGAGCUGCCUGGAGCCUACAGUGAAGACCAAUGCAUAGUUCCACCAGAGCCACGGUCAUCAGCUGGUCUCCCCAUCGCCAUCAUAGCGGGGGCAGCCGGCGGAGGUGCUCUCCUGAUCAUCAUCAUCAUCGCCAUCGUCUGCUGUGCUCGUCGUGCCAUCAGGGAGAAGGAGAAUGAGAAUCCGAACAAGAAGAACAAGAACGUUCAACAAUUUGGCAACAGAGUUUACGAGCAGCCUAGAGGGGGGUCUGUUCCACAGGAAAAUGUGUAUGCUGAGAUACCGGAGUAUGGCUUCAAGGGAGAUGUUUCUGCUGCCCCACCCCUGCCCGCACAGCGCAAGAGUGGCCCACCUGGUGAGGACACCUACCAGGGGUUACAAAAAACACAGGACCCCCCAUACCAGGGCCUACAGCACCCCAGGCAAAAUAUGAAAGUCACCACUAUUGCAUAAACAAGGCUAUAUCUAGCCUAUGUAGUGUGUCACUACAGAUUAUACUUUUAAAUCAUCCUAGGGCAGUGCAUUUGAAAGGGGACAGUUGGAACAACUUUGUAACGUACUCCGGCAUCUCAGCUACAGUUUGAUAAAUUGACAGCUUAAGAUGAACCUAUAGCAUGGUUUGUAAAACAGAUCACAUCUAAAAUUCAUAUAGAGUAUUAUUCUGAGCACACACUGAAUCAUUUCAAUCACUUGAUAUGUAGUGUCCUCUUUAUGACUAUGAGCAGUCAAAGUGGCAACAAGUUGAGUUGUAUGGAAUUCUUUUACCUUUGUGAAAAACCGGGUUUUUGGCAACAUAUUCAAGACAAUCAUUACUGUCAUUAUUUUCAUUAUGUACACAUGUACAUAAUGAUGCAUGGUCUGCUUUGAUUUUUACUUUUCUAUGUCUAUUAUUUUUCAAAUUCUCUGCAGGGUGGAGGCUUAUGUAUUUGUAUAUGGGAACUAUGACUAUUUUGGGU